This is a messenger RNA of Acanthaster planci (crown-of-thorns starfish), 2251 nucleotides long. RefSeq names its product prostaglandin E synthase 2 (gene ptges2). Gene Ontology annotation, cellular component: mitochondrion. The record is from RefSeq and is a predicted model, not a curated record. Gene Ontology annotation, molecular function: prostaglandin-E synthase activity. NCBI's taxonomy places the organism in Eukaryota, Metazoa, Echinodermata, Asteroidea, Valvatida, Acanthasteridae.
GGCCGCUAGAUGGCGCGUUUGUAAAAUGGCGACUUAUACAAUCACGAGGAAUAUUUUACGGAGUCAUGGAAGUGUCCAUAAUCCACGUAAAUUUUUGCUCUUCGCCCAGCAAAAUAUCACACGAAAGCCACACGUGCAAGCCCGUAAUAUAAGGAAUGUCUCGGACCACUUUGGGCAUGACUACAUGCCUGAAAAAUCAAUGAGUUUGUUUGCCGGACUUGGCAUUGCAAGCGGUGUGUUCCUGUCGUCAUACAUUUUGAAGUACAGCGCUCGAAGACGGCUUUGUACGGCCUCGGCACAGUCUUCAGAAAGAAAUGAAACCAGUCAACGUUUCCUGUCUGAUGUCGAUGCUUCUCGUCUAAAGCUCACUCUUUACCAGUAUGAAGUCUGUCCCUUCUGCUGCAAGUUAAGGGCAUUUCUUGAUUUUUAUGGCGUCCCAUAUGACGUUGUUGAAGUUGAUCCGAUCCGCAGAAAAGAGUUGAAAUUUUCCAAGUACCGUAAAGUACCAAUCCUUAUACAAGAAGGACCAGCUAAUGAGAAGAUACAACUGAAUGACUCUUCAGUCAUUAUCAGUGCCUUGACUACGUACAUGAGCACUGAUGAGAAAGACUUCCUGAAGAUUGUAAGUUACUUCCCUCAAAUUGAAAUUCAAGACAAGAAGGGAAGGAAGUCAAUUGAGUUUGGCAACAAGUAUGAGAUCAUGACGGGAAUGCCAGGACGGACAGUGCAUGAAAAGGAAGAAAAGAAGUGGCGUGAGUGGGUUGAUGGUGUCCUAGUUCAUUACAUCCCACCUAACAUCUAUCGUUCCCCAUCUGAGUCAUUGCAAGCAUUCUCUUAUAUCUCAAGUCAUGGCAAGUACAGCACGAUUGAGCAGUUUGUCAUCAAGUAUGCUGGUGCUGUUGGAAUGUUUUUUGUUGCUAAGAAGCUCAAGAAGAAGUACAGUAUACCUGAUGAUGUUCGGUCAUGUUUGUACAGUGCAGCUUAUGACUGGAUCAAUGCUGUAGGGACUCGUAAAUUCAUGGGAGGUGACAAACCAAACCUCGCAGAUCUGGCUGUUUAUGGUGUCCUUAGCUCUAUUGAAGGAUUAGAUGCCUUCAAUGACAUGCUUCAGAAUACUAACAUUGGACCGUGGUAUCAUCGAACCAAGAAAGCAGUGAAGAGCACAGAUGGAGCCAGAUGAGUCACAACAAAUAUUCUUUUAGCUUGUUUGGUUAAUGUACAACAUGGAGAUCGAAAAUACCCGUGCAGUUGCAUUAUAUGUCCUACUAUAUCUACAAGAUAGAUGUGCUGAAAAUAUUGAAUCCUGAAAAGGCUUAAGAACACCUGGUCUAACUAGAAGUCCCUCAACAUUUGUAAUUCAUGUGUAAAUCACUGAUAUCUGAGCAAUUUUUAUUCCAUCCUUGUAAAGAAAUCAUAUUCUGUGACUUAGUUUAACCGUCUGAACAAGAGGGAAACGGCUUUCAACUUGAUAUCAAAAGUAAACCGAUUUGCUUGUCUAGACAAUUCCACUGACUUGGACUUCAUCUGUACAUCCAGACACAGUAGUGUAACACUUUGGGGAUGUUGUCGAGCCUCAAGAGGAAGGGAAUACUCUCCAUAAAGCAUUACUCAUGCAGUGAAAAUUGUAAAAUACAUUUGUAGGUUGUUUUCAUCUUUGGUCGUUUUAUUUUGUUUCGUUCUGUGUAUUUUUUUGCUGUUCAUUAAAAGUUCCUUGAAAAUAGUGGAGUUUCAUCUCUCCUGAACGACAUGAUUUGAGCAGGGUUCCAUUAAACAUUUUGUAGUUUUUACUGGAUGUUUAAAAUAGAUUUGACCUUAUUGUUAGUCCUUUGGCACAGAAGUCGAAAACAGGGAAACCUUUUUGAUUCUUUAACAACCUCUUCAAUCAAGAUUUUUUAACUGUUUUUUGUUAUGAACAUGUCAAACUGUUACAUAAUGCAUGGUCACGUUUCUUUUUUGGGGGGGGUGGCUGUGCCAGGGUGUUGUAGAUUUUUUUAUUUGAUAAUAUUGAUGGAUAAAAACCCUGGAAAAGCAAACCAGCAAACAAGUUGGAAGGAUUAAUAAAAUAAUCGCACCAUUGUGUUGACUUUUGAUUAGUUAAUGUUGAUUUUUGCUUUCAAUUCUACAGUGUGAAUGCUUUUUUUUUUCAAGGGACUCAUGAUGACAAGACUGUAUUCCUUGUAAGGGAAUAUCGAAUACAUUUUGUUGUAUUUUUACUAUAGAAAGAAGUAAAUGCGAAGGUUAUUGAGCUGAA